UUUCGAGUCAUGACAUGAGCGCUACCUACGAUGUCACAAACAAGAACUUCUCUUUCUCUCGCAACUUCCUUUUCAACACAUCAAAAUGUCUAAGCGAGGACGUGGUGGUUCCGCUGGAGCUAAAUUCAGGAUUUCCCUGGGUUUGCCUGUUGGUGCUGUUAUCAACUGUGCCGAUAACACUGGCGCCAAGAACUUGUAUGUCAUUGCUGUGCAUGGCUGCGGCGGUCGCCUGAAUCGUCUGCCGGCCGCCGGUUCUGGAGACAUGAUUGUCGCUACCGUCAAGAAGGGUAAACCAGAACUUCGUAAGAAGGUUAUGCCUGCAGUGGUCAUCAGGCAGAGAAAGCCUUUCCGUAGGAAGGAUGGUGUGUUUAUAUAUUUUGAGGAUAAUGCGGGAGUCAUUGUCAACAAUAAAGGUGAGAUGAAGGGUUCUGCUAUAACUGGUCCAGUUGCUAAGGAGUGUGCUGAUCUCUGGCCCAGAAUAGCUUCAAAUGCUAGCAGUAUCGCCUGAAGAACUCUAUGGUUAAUUUAAAUAAAAAAGAUGUAAAAGGUA
Molecule: messenger RNA, 550 nt
Organism: Dalotia coriaria
Lineage: Eukaryota; Metazoa; Arthropoda; Insecta; Coleoptera; Staphylinidae
Gene: RpL23
Product: ribosomal protein L23
Exons: 3
Coding region: 86-508 (140 amino acids)
Biological process (GO): translation
Cellular component (GO): ribosome; cytosolic large ribosomal subunit
Molecular function (GO): structural constituent of ribosome; large ribosomal subunit rRNA binding
Source: RefSeq, a predicted model, not a curated record